AUGGAGAACUGUAAUCCCGUGAUGACUCCAUUGGUAGUAAAUGAGAAGUUGGUGAAAGAUGAUGGUAGUGGUGAUGCUGAUGCGGUACAAUAUAGAAGUCUGGUUGGAAGUUUGUUGUACCUUACGAUUACAAGACCCGAUAUCAUGUAUACUACGGGUUUAUUAUCUCGGUUUAUGCACCGACCAAGCAAAAUUCAUCUUGGAGUUGCAAAGAGAGUGUUGCGAUACAUUAAAGGGACUAUGGAGUAUGGUCUCAUGUUUGAAAAAAAUGAUAGUGAAGAUAUUGAGUUGUUUUGGUUCUGUGAUAGCGAUUGGGCUAGAAGCAUGGAUGACAUGAAGAGUACAUCCGGGUAUUGUUAUUCACUAGGUUCAGGUAUUUUUUCAUGGGCCUCGAAAAAGAAAGAGAGAGUUGCACAUUCCUCCGCCGAAGCCGAAUACGUAUUGGCAAACGAAGCAACCAAACAAGUGGUUUGGCUAAGGAAGAUUUUAGAAGACAUGGGGGAGAAACAAGAUAUGGCUACAGUUCUCUUUUGCGAUAGCAAAUCGGCAAUUUCUAUGUCGAAAAAUGCGGUAUUUCAUAGUCGAACAAAACACAUCAACCUUAAAUAUCACUACAUUCGUGAAGCAGUGGAUGAUGAAGAAGUAAUGAUCAAGCACGUAAAGACUGGAGAUCAACUUGCAGAUAUCUUCACUAAAGCACUUCCUUUAAACAAAUUCGUCUACUUACGAGAUUUGUUAGGCAUGACCAACAAAAAUAUUGAGGGGGAGUGUUGA
Messenger RNA from Impatiens glandulifera, 774 nucleotides. RefSeq names its product secreted RxLR effector protein 161-like. The record is from RefSeq and is a predicted model, not a curated record. Bases 1 to 774 code for a protein of 257 amino acids. NCBI's taxonomy places the organism in Eukaryota, Viridiplantae, Streptophyta, Magnoliopsida, Ericales, Balsaminaceae. The transcript has a single exon.